Molecule: messenger RNA, 2966 nt
Organism: Pleuronectes platessa (European plaice)
Lineage: Eukaryota; Metazoa; Chordata; Actinopteri; Pleuronectiformes; Pleuronectidae
Gene: ampd3a
Product: adenosine monophosphate deaminase 3a
Exons: 14
Coding region: 13-2295 (760 amino acids)
Biological process (GO): AMP metabolic process; IMP salvage
Cellular component (GO): cytosol
Molecular function (GO): AMP deaminase activity
Source: RefSeq, a predicted model, not a curated record
CUUCCUGCAGACAUGCCUCGCCAGUUCCCAAGGGUAACUCUUAGUGAGGCCCAGAAAGAGACUCAGAUGCUGGCAGAGAAGGUUUAUGCAUCUGCGUUAAAGGAAGAAGACACCAAAGAUGCCUUAUCAAUGUUCAGCGUGCCUGAGGACUGCCCCAUCGGCUUCCAGCAAGCCCUGGAGAACGAGCUGCUCAAGGAACUGGCGGAGCAACAGUCAGAGCAGUCUACCAAGAGGAAGAAAAGCUUGAGGAUGAUUCGCUCCCAGUCAUUGGGCCUGCAGAUGCCACUGAGUUCAGAUUGGAUGAGGCCAGUGGCUGUUACACCAUACCCGUCCCCAAGCUCCACCUGUUCAUCAGAGACAGAAAACCGCCUUGAUUACCAGAGGGUCACUAUUAGUGGUGAUUACUGUGCUGGAAUCACAGUGGAGGACUAUGAACAGGCUGCCAAAAGUCUGUUAAAGGCCCUGCUUAUUCGUGAGAAAUACUCAAAGCUGGCCUAUCAUCGGUUCUGCAGAACAACGACUCAGUUCCUCCGCAGUGCUGAAAACAUUCCAUGGCGCGAGGAGGAUGAGGUUCAACCAGAUAUGUGCCCGUGCCCAUUAGGUGAUGAAGAUCCCUACAGCAUGGACAACAUCCCAGAGAACCUCAACUAUGAGCUGGAGAUGAAGGAUGGAAUAGUGAAUGUGUACGACAACGCUGAGGCGCUGAUACAAAACCAGCCCCAUGACCUUCCUUAUCCAGACUUAGAAACAUUCGCCAUCGACUUCGGCCAUUUGCUGGCCAUGAUUGCCGAUGGACCCACGAAGACUUACUGUCACAGACGACUAAAUUUCUUGAGCUCAAAGUUCUACCUACACGAGAUGCUCAACGAGAUGGCCGAGCUAAAGGAGCUGAAAAGUGUUCCUCACAGAGAUUUCUACAAUGUCAGGAAGGUGGACACACAUAUUCAUGCAGCUGCCUGUAUGUCUCAGAAGCACCUGCUGACUUUCAUUCAGAAAACGUAUAAGACCGAUGCCGACCGUGUGGUGCUGGAGACGGCCGGACAAAAGGUUACUCUGCAGGAGGUUUUCCACAGCCUCAAUAAAGACCCAUAUGACCUGACUGUGGACUCUCUGGAUGUACAUGCGGGGAGACAAACCUUCCACCGGUUCGAUAAGUUCAAUUCCAAGUAUAACCCAGUGGGAGCGAGUGAACUUCGAGAGAUCUUCCUUAAAACAGACAACCUCAUUAAUGGAGAGUAUUUUGCUCGGAUCAUAAAGGAAGUGGCCCAUGACCUGGAGGAGAGUAAGUAUCAGCAUGCAGAGCCUCGGGUGUCCAUCUACGGACGCUGUCCAGAGGAGUGGGACAAUCUGUCCAAGUGGUUCAUCCAUCACAAAGUUCACUCUCCAAAUAUGAGGUGGAUCAUUCAAAUACCCAGAAUAUAUGACAUUUUCAAGUCGAAGAAGCUGGUACCUAAUUUUGCCAAGAUGCUAGAGAACAUUUUCCUUCCUCUGUUCGAAGCCACUGUUAAUCCACAGGAGCACAAAGAACUGCACGUUUUCCUCAAAUACGUGUCAGGCUUUGACAGCGUCGACAACGAGUCCAAACACAGCGAUCACAUGUUCUCCUUCAGGAGCCCGAAGCCAGAGCAGUGGACUACAGACGACAACCCUCCCUACAGCUACUACCUGUUCCACAUGUAUGCCAACAUCAUGGUCCUCAACAACCUCAGGAAGGAACGUGGACUGAGCACCUUCCAGUUCCGCCCACACUCUGGAGAGGCUGGAUCCAUCACUCAUCUGGUCUCUGCCUUUCUCUCUGCUGACAACAUCUCACAUGGACUCAACUUGAAAAAGAGUCCUGUGUUGCAGUACUUAUACUACCUGGCCCAGAUGCCAAUUGCGAUGUCUCCACUCAGCAACAACAGUCUGUUCCUGGCAUACUCCAAAAACCCUCUGAAAGAGUUCCUGCACAAAGGCCUGUGUGUGUCCCUGUCCACAGAUGACCCCAUGCAGUUCCACUACACCAAGGAGCCACUGAUGGAGGAGUACGCCAUCGCAGCUCAGCUGUGGAAGCUCAGCACCUGUGAUGUUUGUGAGAUAGCCCGGAACAGUGUUCUGCAGAGUGGACUGUCUCACCAGGAGAAGAAGCACUUCUUGGGCGAGAACUACCUGAAAGACGGACCUGAAGGGAACGAUAUCCGUCGGACCAAUGUGGCACAGAUCCGCAUGGCUUACAGACACGAGACACUGUGUAAUGAGCUGAGCUUCAUAGUGGAAGCGGUGAAGUCUGAAGUCGAAAAUCCCCAAAGUGACUAAAACAGACAUCACAUUAGUCUACGCAUGAUGAGCUCAAACUUACCUCCAUUUAGCUUUAUUUUGAAAAGUGCCAUUUAGUGACUGUGAUGGUUAAAUAACAAUACAAAAAAACAUAUCCUGUCAGUUAAAGUACAAUGUUAAGCUGGUCACAUGUUGAAAAAACAAGGUUAUGGUUGGGUCUCAAGGGUUUAGACAAAACUGUACAGAACUGCAUGUGUGUAUUAUAGUUUCACAUACUUGUCAUCACACAAAACCUACUAUGUAUAAACACUUGUACUUUACACUCCAUUUCAUGAUAGGGGUGUGUGAAAUAAACUGUUGGAAACAUGACACCUUUCAGGUACUGUAUACACAGGCAUAUUGUCCAUAAGAACACUUGUUGAGAGCUUUCCACACUGUUAGUUCAGACAGGUCUGAUAGGAGAGAUGGAUGAUGUCUGGUACACUUCCUUUGUCUCUGCCUUAAAUAGAAAGAGGUCUCAGUGAUAUCUAAGCUGUUAAAAAAGUGCUUACAAAAGUUUAUUUGACACGUAUCCUGACGGUCUAGAGCAGCAAACACAAUUUAAAAAAUAGUAAAAUCAUCAUUCUUUAAAAUGAUUGGAUGGCAAACAUCGCCAUCUAGUGGCUGGACAGCACCAGUUCAUGACAACAGAUGAUAAACAUCCAGUGCAA